Molecule: messenger RNA, 785 nt
Organism: Tarenaya hassleriana
Lineage: Eukaryota; Viridiplantae; Streptophyta; Magnoliopsida; Brassicales; Cleomaceae
Product: flowering-promoting factor 1-like protein 1
Exons: 1
Coding region: 21-386 (121 amino acids)
Biological process (GO): vegetative to reproductive phase transition of meristem; regulation of flower development
Source: RefSeq, a predicted model, not a curated record
UCAUCAUCAUCAUCAUCAUCAUGUCUGGUGUGUGGGUGUUCAAGAACGGAGUGAUGAAAUUGGUGGAGAACCCAUACAACCAAUCCGGCGCCGGAGAGUACCCGGAAUAUUCCUCCGGCGGGCAACAACAGAGAAUGAGGAAGAAGAUUCUCGUUUAUCUCCCGACCAGCGAGGUUGUUUCCUCGUACGGUUCUCUCGACAGAAUCUUGGUUAGUUUGGGAUGGGAACGUUACUACGGGGGCGAAAACUCCGAUCUCUUUCAGUUCCACAAGAACACCUCGAUCGAUCUCAUUUCUCUCCCCCGAGAUUUCUCCAAGUUCAAUUCUAUCCACAUGUACGACAUUGUCGUCAAGAACCCUAGCAUCUUCCAUGUCCGGGACAUAUAACCAUCACCAAGCUGGUUCCACAUCUAAUAAUUAUAUCCAUGUAUGUAUAUAUAUGUGUAUAUUGAUGUAUUCUAUGAAGUUUGUGACGGGGGAGUUCUUGUCGGAAGUAUUAUGUAUUAGUUACUAUUUCUCAUGCACGUUUCCGUAGGAAGAUCUUCUACGACCGUUCAUUUCGGAACUAUGGUUAAAUCUCAGCCGUUGAUACGCUUCAGGAACUGUAUGCCAUGGUUUUGAUACGUAUACCAAAGUUGUUGAAAUGGACGGUCGAGAUGAUGUUUGUGUACGACGGAGUGAGAAACAUAUUGUAUAUACCUUUCCCAGGCAAGAAUUUCUUGUUUAUGUUUAAUUAAUUAUCUUUUUUUUCGAAGUUGUUUUUUUAAUUGUAAACCUAAAUAUAUA